Molecule: messenger RNA, 612 nt
Organism: Naumovozyma dairenensis CBS 421
Lineage: Eukaryota; Fungi; Ascomycota; Saccharomycetes; Saccharomycetales; Saccharomycetaceae
Gene: TMA16
Product: Tma16p
Exons: 1
Coding region: 1-612 (203 amino acids)
Cellular component (GO): nucleus
Source: RefSeq, a predicted model, not a curated record
AUGCCCGUGUCUAAAUCGCUAUCCAAAAUCAAGAAGAACAUGAAUGCCAACGGUAAGAAACCCACUGUUCAUCCCAAAGGUAGGAAAUUCCACCAAUUAAACAGAGCCACAUUACGUGAAGGUAAGAUUGCCUCAAAGAAAAAGGCACAUAAUGAACGUAAAUCUAAUGAGUUAUCUCGUGUGAAAUUCAUUCAAGAUGUGAUAAAUAUGGAUGAAUUCAAAGACAUACGCGCCUUCUCAAACGAUCAAACUAUUAUAUUUAUUGAACAAUUCAUCUCUAGAGAUGAUGCCGAGUUAGAUGACUUGAAAAAGAAGAGAAGAGCUAAUAGACCUCCUACUAAUAAGCAAUUGAUCUUACAAGGGAAAAGGGAUUUGGAAAUGGAGGAAUUCAAGAAGGGAUUCCUUUGUCCUGAUUUAAAUGAUGAGAAAAAUGUCGAGUUUUUAAGAAAAUGGAAUCAUAGUUUUGGGUCCAUGAGUACUUUGAAAUUAAUUAGAAUAAAUAGUAAAGGUGAAAGAGUUGCAGGGGGGAAUGUUGCUACUAUAACAGCUGACGCUAAAGAAGCUGCAGCUAAUGCAGCAGCUCUUGCGAAGGAAGAUGUGGAUAUGGAAUAA